GCUGAAGAAUGUAUCAAAGGGCAACAUCACUAGUAAGCUGGAAGCAAUAACCAUGGAAGGGCUGCAGAUUGUCAACGUCCAUAAGGGACUCAUCCGCUGUAAUUUCAUCGUAACAAGACUAGCUUCGGAUUCAGGUGGGAAUUGGCACGUUGGAGCUAUGACGAACUUAAUUGACUGUGUAGGAAACGCUGCCAUACACACCACCACAGUUGGCCAUAUCAACGUCACCCUUGAUUGCACUAUUUCAACUGCCAAGAUUCAAGUCGGUAUAGUAUUCUUCAAAUUGGUGAACAUCUUUUUGGAUACACAUACAGUCUGGUAAUAAAGUUGAUUUUAUAUAUGGCAGGAUGAAGUGGAGAUAUAGAGGCAAAGGUUGCAGGGAAUAGGGGAAGACUUACCUUAGUGGUGGUGGAAGUCAGAAACAAGAAUAAUCGGCAGCUUAUUGC
This is a messenger RNA of Rubroshorea leprosula, 446 nucleotides long. The record is from the annotation of a GenBank genome assembly. NCBI's taxonomy places the organism in Eukaryota, Viridiplantae, Streptophyta, Magnoliopsida, Malvales, Dipterocarpaceae.